ACCACACUCCCCUUCACUCGCUGCUUCAAAACCUCCCAAAGAAGCCACCCCAGCCUUCCGAGAAAAGCCAAGAACCCCUCCCUCCCCUCCACCAGAGAACCACCAUGGACAAGAUUGUCAGCAGCAGGAGGACGAGCAACGGGAGAACCCGUCCCAUGGCGGGCCUGCGCGCCACCGCCAUCACCAUGCUCAUGCUGGCCACCAUCCUCCUCUGCUCCGUGCCCACCAUAGCACUCACCCCGGACGGCGAGGCCCUGCUCGAGCUCAAGCUGGCCUUCAACACCACCGCCCAGCGCCUCACCAGCUGGAGGCCCUCCGACCCCAACCCCUGCGCCUGGGAGGGCAUCUCCUGCUCCCUCCCCGACCUCAGGGUACAAUCCAUAAAUCUCCCAUACAUGCAGCUCGGGGGCAUCAUUUCACCCAGCAUCGGGAGGCUCGACAAGCUGCAGAGACUAGCUCUGCACCAGAACAGCUUGCAUGGUCCAAUCCCUGCCGAGAUCAAGAACUGCACAGAGCUCAGGGCAAUUUACCUGAGAGCUAACUACCUGCAAGGAGGUAUCCCUUCAGAGAUUGGCGGGAUUGUGCACCUCACAAUCUUGGACUUGUCGAGCAACCUGUUGAGGGGCACAAUUCCAGCAUCCAUUGGAAGCCUCACACACCUUCGCUUUCUGAACCUGUCCACUAAUUUCUUCUCAGGAGAGAUCCCUAAUGUGGGUGUCCUCGGAACCUUCAAAAGCAGCUCGUUCGUUGGAAAUCUGGAGCUUUGUGGCUUGCCCAUCCAGAGAGCUUGCCGUGGAACACUCGGCUUUCCUGCUGUGCUGCCGCACUCUGAUCCACUCUCUUCAGCUGGUGUUUCUCCUAUCAACAACAACAAAACAUCACACUUUCUGAAUGGCAUUGUCAUCGGUUCAAUGUCAACCUUGGCUCUUGCCUUGAUCGCCGUGCUCGGAUUCCUAUGGAUUUGCUUGCUGUCCAGGAAGAAGAGCAUUGGCGGGAACUAUGUAAAGAUGGACAAGCAAACUGUUCCUGAUGGUGCAAAGCUUGUGACGUACCAGUGGAACCUUCCAUAUUCAACAAGCGAGAUUAUUAGAAGGUUGGAGCUGCUUGAUGAAGAGGAUGUGGUUGGCUGUGGGGGUUUUGGCACAGUGUACAAAAUGGUGAUGGAUGAUGGCACAUCAUUUGCUGUGAAGAGGAUUGACCUUAGCCGCGAAAGCCGUGACAGGACAUUCGAGAAGGAGCUAGAGAUUUUGGGCAGCAUCAGGCAUAUAAACCUUGUCAACCUGCGAGGCUACUGCCGGCUCCCCACAGCGAAGCUACUCAUAUAUGAUUUUGUGGAGCUGGGCAGCUUGGAUUGCUACCUUCAUGGAGAUGAACAAGAGGACCAGCCAUUGAACUGGAACGCACGUAUGAAGAUCGCCCUAGGCUCGGCUCGAGGUCUGGCGUAUCUGCACCAUGAUUGCUCGCCUGGGAUUGUGCAUCGGGAUAUCAAAGCCAGUAAUAUCCUUCUGGAUAGAAGCUUGGAGCCUCGUGUAUCUGAUUUUGGCCUUGCAAGGCUUCUUGUGGACAAUGGUGCCCAUGUCACCACUGUUGUGGCGGGCACUUUUGGAUACCUAGCACCAGAGUACUUGCAGAAUGGGCACGCUACCGAGAAAUCAGAUGUGUAUAGCUUUGGAGUGCUUUUGCUGGAGCUGGUGACUGGAAAGAGGCCAACCGAUGCAUGCUUCAUCAAGAAGGGACUGAACAUUGUUGGCUGGCUGAACACCCUAACAGGGGAGCACCGGCUGGAGGACAUCAUUGACGAGAGAUGCGGAGACGUGGAGGUGGAAGCCGUGGAAGCCAUUCUGGACAUCGCGGCAAUGUGCACGGACGCCGACCCCGGGCAGCGGCCAUCGAUGAGCGCUGUCCUGAAGAUGCUGGAGGAGGAGAUCCUGUCUCCCUGCAUGAGCGAGUUGUGCUACGAGCAGCACCUGGAGCUCUGAGCUGAGUAGUAGUAUACUGCUACUGCUAGCUAGCUGCUGGGGCAACAUGAUGGAUGAGACUUGAGUGUGCUGGGAAGCACAAGUUUUGUAGAUACAUGAUGAUGAACCGUGUAGGUGUGAUGGUGGACAAGUGCAGAUUCUCGUCUUUUUUUUUUUUUGGUGCUCAGUCAACCCCAAGUGAAAGUGGUUCUUGGCGCAGAACCAAAAACCUAAUGAACAUGUUCCGUUGUACAUAGAGAUGAUGUGUUUUUUUUUCGUUUGCCUUUGUCUUUCUGGUGGUCUUUUUCUGAUCAACGGCUGGGUAAGGUUAGCCUACUCUGAUCGCAAUGCAAAAUUGACAUCUUGUUCAAGCAAGAGGGAGGAAACAAGAGAUGGAGGAAUGUAUAGUUCAAGG
Messenger RNA from Panicum hallii, 2373 nucleotides. Its product is annotated as LRR receptor-like serine/threonine-protein kinase FEI 1. Gene Ontology annotation, biological process: protein phosphorylation. Gene Ontology annotation, molecular function: receptor serine/threonine kinase binding; ATP binding; protein kinase activity. Lineage: Eukaryota; Viridiplantae; Streptophyta; Magnoliopsida; Poales; Poaceae. Bases 105 to 1979 code for a protein of 624 amino acids. The record is from RefSeq and is a predicted model, not a curated record. The transcript is spliced from 13 exons.